AUGGCGGAUCAUAAAUCUGCGGUGGAAGGAGAGAAACAUUUGGUUGCUGCAGCAUUACACAUAGUGAGAGCAUUAGGAGCUCAUAAGAACUUGGAAGAUGAUUGUAGAAAGCUUCUUGUGGAUCUUGAUAUCAAAUUGUCUGCUAUGACUUUGACAUCUGAGGAAAACAAAGGCGGAGGAGGGCUAACAGAUAUUGAGAAUUGGAUGAAUUCUGUGGAGAUGAAGGUCAACAGCUGGGUAUUAGAUAAAACAUUUGUGCUCAAUUGCAGUCUUGAUGAGGCUUCAGAGUAUUUCGAGCUUGUCGAACAGGUUCUUGGAUUGGCUGAUAACUUGGCGAGUUUUCCUUUUAAUGAUGAUUGGAAGAAAAAGGAGCUUCUUCACCAAGCUCAUACUGUUCUUCAUUUCGCAAUGGUAAAGCUCGAGGAAGAAUUCAGCCACAUUCUUGUUAAGAAUAGGCAGUUCCUCGAGACCGAAAAGGGAAACAUGUCUGUCUGCUUAUGCCGAGAUUAUGACCAAGAAUGUACCUUAGCUUACAUUAGAAACCGGAGGGUUGCUUUGGCUGAGGUCCUGUUUAGACUUGAUAUGGAGAGGAUGAGUAUUGAUGAAUUAGUUAAGAUGGAUUGGCCUAGAUUGGACCCCAUGAUCAAGAAAUGGAUUCAGUCUCUGAAGACGUCCGUGCGCCUUUACCUUGCAAGUGAGAAGCAGCUCUGCGACCAAGUUUUUGAGGAGUUUGAGUCUGCAAAAUUGAAGUGUUUCAUUGAAAUUUCGAAGUCUUCGAUGUGGCAGGUGCUGGAUUUUGUAGAAGCCAUAUGCACUGGGUCUGCGGAGCCGGAAAAGCUGUUUCGGAUACUCGACAUGUAUGAGGUGCUUACUGAUCUCAUUCCAAAUAUAGAUGCUUUGUUCUCUGGCGAACCUCGUUGUUUGUUUCAAAUGGAGUACCGAGAAGCGAUUAAUCGGUUGGGGUGUUGUGUGAAGAGAACAUUUCUGAAAUUUGAGAGUGCAGUCAGAUGGGAGCCGUCUACGAAUCCAUUUGCUCAAGGUGGGAUUCAUCAUCUGACAAGGUAUGUCAUGAAUUAUAUCAAAAUUGUUUUGGAGUAUGAAGAUACCCUUAAUUUAAUCCUAAAGGAAGAUGACAUGACAGUAGUAUGUCCCAAUAUGAUACCCAUAAGAGAACAAGAUGAAGAUACUUCUGACAAUGUUCAGCCAUUGGCACAACAAUUGCGAAUAGUCAUUUCAUCUCUUGAAUACAAUCUCCAUCUUAAAGCAAACUUGUACACGGAUAUAUCUCUGAAUCACCUUUUCUUGAUGAACAACAUUCAUUACAUGGUUCAAAAGAUUAAGGAUUCGGACCUCAGGAUCAUUUUCGGAGAUCCUUGGCUUAAAAGGCAGAUUGGGAAAUUCCAACUUCAGGCUAGAGAAUACAAGCGUGCUACAUGGGGUUCAGUCCUUGAUUUACUAAGGAGUGAACCAGGUGGUGGUGCGAGACCCGUCUCAAAGAAAAUUCUCAGAGAGAGGUUCAGGAGCUUCAUCCUUGCUUUUGAAGAGGUUUACAAAAUCCAAACAGGAUGGUUGAUCCCAGAUCUUCAGCUUCGAGAUGAGGUACAGAUAUCAGUCUCCGGGUUAGUAAUUCAAGUGUAUCGGUCAUUCCUGGAAAGGCAUUACAAUCAGCUGGAUGUUGGAGGCUAUUUUGGGAAGCGCAUCAAAUACAGCACCGACGAUUUGGCAAAUCAUCUCUUGGAGUUGUUCGAAGGAUCCUCCAAGUCGCUGCACUAG
Papaver somniferum (opium poppy) is the source of this 1773-nucleotide messenger RNA. Its product is annotated as exocyst complex component EXO70E2-like. The coding region runs from base 1 to 1773 and encodes 590 amino acids. Gene Ontology annotation, cellular component: exocyst. Lineage: Eukaryota; Viridiplantae; Streptophyta; Magnoliopsida; Ranunculales; Papaveraceae. Gene Ontology annotation, biological process: exocytosis. The record is from RefSeq and is a predicted model, not a curated record. The transcript has 2 exons. Gene Ontology annotation, molecular function: phosphatidylinositol-4,5-bisphosphate binding.